Messenger RNA from Trichosporon asahii var. asahii CBS 2479, 1515 nucleotides. RefSeq lists its product as uncharacterized. The transcript has a single exon. Bases 1 to 1515 code for a protein of 504 amino acids. The record is from RefSeq and is a predicted model, not a curated record. Lineage: Eukaryota; Fungi; Basidiomycota; Tremellomycetes; Trichosporonales; Trichosporonaceae.
AUGACUGCACAGCGCAGACAGACACGCAGCGCAACGCGCGCCGCAAACAGCAAAGCAGAGCCAUACGCGCCCACUAGGCCGCCGGCCAAGAGAAAACGCACCAAUCCCGCCACGGCCGAGGCAAAGGCCCCCAUCAAAGCCGAGCCCGCCCCGCGCACCGGUGCCGAUUCGCCCUCACGUAUCAAGCGUGAGUCAUCCCGCACCCUCAAAGCGGAGUCCCAGGGGCCUACAACCGCCCCAGCGCAAGUCCCCGAGGCUGCUCCUAUGCCUGAAGUCAUUGACCCCGCCGAGCUCUCCGUCCAUGAUGUCCAAGGCCUCCUAAGGAGAGUCACAUCGAUGGCUCAUCCGCGCGCAGGUGUGUGGCUUCUAGGCGACAAACCCAUCAAGCGGUAUGACUCUGUGGUGGUAGGCACAAUCAACGGUUUCUGGUUCGUUGCCACAUCCUCGUCUGCUCAUCGGUUUGGCCGCCUAGUGUACUUCCUCGGAGAUGACUUCUAUCAGUACCCCCCAGUUGCCGCUGCCAACGGGCGAUACGAGGCUUCGCCACAGGACUGGGAGUCACGCAUCACCCAAGCCGCCUACGCGGGUCAGAGGCGUCCCGACGAUACUCCACCCCUCAAGUGGCAUGUGCACAUCGAGUGGACGUCGUACAUUCCCGGCUCCGCACGCGCCUGCAUCUUGGCGGCGUGGCUAACCUUCUUCCCCUCCUUCCCGCCACGUUCCGACACGCCCUGUUUCGAGUUCAUGGGUGACUGGAGACGAGGUAUAGAGGAGAUAAGGCGCGGCCAUUGGAGCGGAGCCGGGAUCCGCGGAGUCAAGGAAAAGGGAGGUCUCGCGGACAUGCUUCUCUUCGAAGAGAUGCAGAAGCGGACCAGGGAUCUCAUGGUUGCUGAAGCAAAAAUGGAACGCUUAAGGAGGAGGGAGGUGGCGUUUCGGCCACCGGAGAAGCUCCCGGACAACGUCAUGUUCAGAGUCCUCGAUGCUCUGGGCAAGGCUGGCGACUCUAAAGCGAGCUGGAACGCCGUCCCCAUGCUGGAUGACAAGAUCAAUGGAACCCAGUGGCAGAUCGUCCUCUUCACAGAAGACAAGGCGUACGUUAUACGAGAGGCAGGCGCCAGUCCGCCCUUGAUCCGCCGCACAUGGAGGGAAGAGUUGGGACCGAGAGCGGUCAUACUCCGAUCGUGGCUCACCCAAACGCCCAUAACAGCCCCGGCACCAGCGAAGUGGGAGGAGCUGCAUCUUGAUUGCAAGUUUGUGCCGAGCGAACAGUGGGCUGCGCUGCUGCUGGUGUGGCUCCGGCAGUUCUCGGCCAAAGAGGCGGUCGAGUGCCUCGGCCGCGUCUCGAUCCUACCGGGCAAGGUGAAACGGGAUCUGCUCGACUUCCUCGCAGGCCGGAAGAUGGAGUGGAGAAGUGUCGAGCUUCGACCGGCAACCCGGCCCCCCGAAGAGUGUCAAAAGCCCGUAGCAGAGAGAGUCAGAGCAAGGGCCUGCAAAUCUGAGCGAAUCGUUAGGUGA